Molecule: messenger RNA, 1188 nt
Organism: Hyaloscypha bicolor E
Lineage: Eukaryota; Fungi; Ascomycota; Leotiomycetes; Helotiales; Hyaloscyphaceae
Exons: 1
Coding region: 306-920 (204 amino acids)
Source: RefSeq, a predicted model, not a curated record
GUACUCGCAGGUGUCAUUGUAUCGUACUUCGUGAACGAAUCACCAAGGUUGCUGCCCAUCGAAGACUGGCGUCGGUGACCUGCCGUUGCUGAGAAGGAGUUGCGUCGAGGCUGUGGGUGUUGUAAGAUCGGAUUCGGUCGAGAAAGGCUGCUGCUGUGGACGAAUUCAGUAGGCGACUGUGUAUUCAUGUCUUGGUAAACUUGGCGAGCAUAUGCGUUCAGCUGGGGUGUACCAAGUCCAACUGGCGCUCUCUGCUGGGGAGAACGAGCGAAGGGAGGUUGUGCUUGUUGGAGAGGACCGAAUGGAUGCCGGCCGGAGGGGAAUGGAACUGGUUGUCCGAAGUUCGGUUGUUGGUUCAACUGAAAGUCGAGACCAGGUGUGAAUUGAAGUUGUUGUGGUUGUUGAAACUGAGCCAGUGGACUCGAUUGACAAAGGUUCUACGCGCGCGACUGCCUUGCAAGCAGAGCUUGUUCGAGGUGAAGAGCUUGCUGGGUUCGAGGAAUCGGAGCAAAGUUCGAUGGCUGAGUGCCGAACCCGUUCUGCUGCGGCAAUCCCUGAAAUUGCUGCCCACCAAACUGCUGCGGAGAAACUUGCAUGUGCUGGAGUUGCGGGGGAAGCUGCUGCUGAGGUAUCUGCGACCCCCUACCAGCGUUUGGCGGACGAGCUGGAGCGAACCCGCGCUGAUUGCCCGGCCGAGCAACCACCCAUUGAGACCGCUGGCGACUGCGGGUCUGGGAAGCGACGCGUUGAUGGUACGAAGGACCCCCAAGAUUUGUUUGAGCAUGCCCUUGACGACCAGGCGGACCGGGAGGACUACUAGACAGCCCCUGAUCAGGAUGGGGCGGAUCUGCCAUGAUAUCGAACCCGCUCGAGGAGAUGAUGGCGAAGUGAGUGUUAGUGAGGCGAAGGCGACAAAGUGAAGCACCGCACAGUGAGGCACCGCGAGAUGAAGAAUGUGAAGAGAUGAACACGAAUUAAUGAACACUGUGUGGAGGUUGGACUGGUUCUGGAGCGUGAAAGUUCGUGAAGUUGUUUCCAAGAUUGAAGGACAAAAUACUACAAUCGGCUUUGGAAGUAGCGAAGUAGCGCCAAUAUGCCUUUAUUAAAGCAGCGAUGGCAGCGAGAGAGAAGCAACGGAACUGCUUCACUUCACGAUACCAGAUAGCGGCUUGAUUGGGGGACUGCUUU